Molecule: messenger RNA, 2254 nt
Organism: Gigantopelta aegis
Lineage: Eukaryota; Metazoa; Mollusca; Gastropoda; Neomphalida; Peltospiridae
Product: synapse differentiation-inducing gene protein 1-like
Exons: 4
Coding region: 303-686 (127 amino acids)
Cellular component (GO): membrane
Source: RefSeq, a predicted model, not a curated record
CUGAGGUAACCGAAACUUCUUGCAGAGUUCAUGUCUUCUGUUGGGUCGCUCGACUUAGAGAACUUGGUGUGACAUUCUGAGACCAGCUGUUGAGACAACUAGUGUGUUUGUGGACAUAUUUCCAGACGUCAUCCACUCGGCACAUGAACGCUGGCGGCACGUCGUGAACGUGUAAACGGAGCGCUGUGAAAUUACGCAUCGGCUACAAAGAAUCAUGGGAUUGGAAUCUGCAUUUGACUAUAGGCAUUCAGCGUGAUUUUUACUUCUUUUUUCUUUUCUUCUUCAACGUUUCAAAAUACAGAAUGCAUCAAGUUGACGCUGACAUCCCCGUCACUCAGACGAAUGCUGCCUGUCUGGCCUCGUACAAACCGCGGGAUAUCGACGCAGUACAGCUCGGGAUGGAGAACGCCCAAUCUAUGUUCCAGGAGCGUCCCACUAGUCAUUUCAAGUUGUCUCUCUUUUCCUGCUUGUGCUGCUUGGUGCCGGUAGGGGCCGCUGCACUCUAUUACUCCAAAAAGUCAAGGUCAGCGAAACAAAAUGGCGAAUGGGAGACGGCCUCAAUGUACGCCAAGAACGCUAAAGACAUUGCUAUCGUAUCCAUCUGUCUGGGCGUGUUCCUUCUUGCCAUAGGAAUUAUUAUUUUCGGCCUGCUGUAUUCGAAAAUCAUGACGACAAACAGAAGCUGAUGAUAAGACUUGCAAAAUCAAGAUAAUUGUGCCAGAAGAUUACAAACAAUACUUAAUAUUAUUAACGACGUAUUGAAUUUAUGUUUGGCCAUUUAUGUGAGAAUACAACAACAGGUGUGUGAUGGUUUACGUCUGGUACGUCAGAAUGGUGACGAUAUUGUUGAAAAUACCUGGCGUGUAUUUCACAAUUACUGUCAAGUUACAAACGCAGAUGGGAUGAACCCUUAAUGUAUAGCGGAAUGUCGGAGGCUGUAUGUGGAAAACAGUUACUGAUUCUGUGUGAUAUCUCUCUCUCUCUCUCUUUCGUUCUUCCCCUCUCUCUCUCUCUCUCUCUCUCUCUCUCUCUCUCUCUCUCUCUCUCUCUCUGAAAAUCUCAUCAUUGCAUGUUACAACUGCGCAGUUACUCUUCAUCUCUUCAUCUCUUAAUCUCUCUCUCUCUCUCUCUCUCUCUCUCUCUCUCUCUCUCUCUCUCUCUCUCUCUCUCUCUCUCUCUCUCUCUCGGAAAACCUCAUCAUUAAUUUUCAUGUUAAUAAGUAAGUUAUGCUCGAUUACAGAGACAGAACAGAGAACACCUCGUAUUGCAAUGACCUGUGUGUUAGUAUACGUGUGUGUUAUUUCAUGUGAUAUAUAAACAUACAAAGUGAGUAAAAUACGGAUUCUAACCUACUGCAGCGAAUUGCAUGACAUUUGACAGUCCGCGGCCUUAACCUCGGUCUUGAUAUGUCUUUACCUCCAAAUUGUGAAUGUGAAUAGGAGAGGCCUUAAUUCUGACACAAACAAAAAUUAAUAUUAACAGUAAAUCUGAAGAAAAAACAAUGAUAUUCAAAACGGCAAUAAUAGUAUAUUUGGAGUCAUGACUAAGUCUGAUAGAAAGAUUCAUAAAUAACAUGAACUACAAAUUAAUUUGGUUUAUAUUUUCUUUUUCAUUCUUAUUACUUUUUCACAGUUUAGCAUUUAUUUACUCUCCCAAAAAUCGGUACGUCAGUUGUUGGUUUUUAAAAUAAUUUUAGUAUAAGUUUGUAGUAUAUGCUUGCAUUCAAACUUAUGCAACAUUGUUUUCUUUGGGAGAUUAAGUUUUUGUUGUUGUGGGGGGGUUGCGGGUUGGGGGUUUCUUUUCGAGAGAUCGAUUUUGUGCGUGCGUGUGUAUGUGUGUUUGUGGGUGGGUGUGUGAAAGGUGUUGUAUUUGCUGGCACUACUCAUGACGAAUUUUAUUUGCUGAAUACGGCAAAUUAUAUUUUAGGAUAUCAAGUUUUCCAAAGGCGGGGACAUGUCCUUGUAGGCCUAACUUGCUAAACUCUAUUUGAAUAUUCCAGGCAUUGUCAGCACUGACCCCAACAGUCCCUCAAGUGACUUGCUUCUACCAUGCCUGAUAAGAUUAAAAUGAGGUGGUCGAAGCCGCAGUUUGUUAAUAUUUACUACUAUUCUAAAAUUGUGCAGUGACGCAAAUGCAAUGUUUGAAAAUUAUGUCAGUCUUGUUUUAGUUGUGUAAUAUAUUGUUACAAAAAGCAGUACAAAAUAUUUAUAUAAAAAGUAUUUGUAAUUAUGAAAUAAAGUAUAUUGAUUCUGUA